AUGGGAAGCGAAGAGGUGCCGCCGCUUUUCGCGAUGGCUGUUCGCUACCGCGCUGGGGAUGACGUCAAGACGCCGUUUGGGCCUGGGCGUGUACGCAGUUGUAGUGACCGCAAGACGCACGUGGAGGUGGUGCUGGCGGGGGACGCCGUGCUGUACGCGAGAAGAGGCUGCUUGGUGCCAGAGCUGCACAUGCUACAGUGCGGAGAGAUCCCAAGACAUACGAGAGUGAUUGUCAUGGCAACAAAGGAGCCGCGGGAGGGCGUCGUGCUCAACUACACCGUGCCAGACCAGAAGUACGAGAAAGCGGAGCUUCGACUGGCCAAGGAGACCCGCGUCCGGACAAGUUUCGGGUUGGGAACCAUCACGGACUAUAGGAGCUCCAACAAUUCGUACGCGGUGCGAUUGGACCGUGGCAGCGUCGGCUAUUUCCAAGCCAAGGACGUCUCAUGCGUCGACCUGAGACUGCUAGCAAAAGUCCCCAGGCCUCUCUCGGCUGAGAGGAUUUAUGAAGAAUUCCAGGGACGGGUCACAUGGGACGACGCGAUGGUGUUGAGUCUCAGGGCAAAGCAGACGUACGAGCAGCUUCAAGUCUUCUGCGAGCAGCACGCAGAGGCCAUUUCUUUCAUCUCUACAAACGCGUCUUACGGAGACCAGUACACGCGAGCGCUGGCAUCGCUACUCGACCCCAGCUUUUCAGACGCAACGAAGCGCUUGAAGGAUGCCAGUGGGAAGGAGCUAACGCGCUUAAAGGAGCUGGCAACGUCAGCGAAAUCGAUGCUGGAGAGCGAUCUGCUCGAUGGGAGGGACUCUGCUGCAUUUUUAGCAAAGGCUGUGAAUGUUUUGAGCCAGUUGAAGAAUAGCGAAGAGGUCAAGAAUCUCCAGUCGAGUCUUCGGGAAAAGGCCAACGCUGAGUUCACUUCAGCGCGACAGAGACUCCUCUCUCGGGGUAGUGAGUCGCAGCAGGUGACAUCAUCACAGGAAGAGAAAAAGAUUGUUCUGUCGGAGGUUUUACAGGUCUUGGAGAGCAAAAUGAACGCAGAAAAGCCUCACUUGGAGGCUCUAAAGGCGUCGCUGGAGCACCAGACGUUGCAGUCCGAAAUUCUGGCCAAGAUGCAGCAGCACGAAAGUGACUUGAUGAAAGCUCAAGAAACAAUUGCCCGUCUCGAACAUAUGGCGAGCAGGAAGUUGGGCGUGAACUCGAUGACUGAGUUGGAUCCAAGCGCACUGGCGCAAAAAGCCGAGGAAUUGCUACCCAAGUUGUCUUCAAAGGCCGAAGUUUUCGUCCAUGCCUCUGAAAAGUACUGGCUGCAGAUACAGCAAACAACACACGGUCAGACGUUGAUGAAAAAGGCCAAGGCGCUGGUCCAGUCCGUUGAAAAUCCAGACGAGUUUUGCGAUAAUGUGACGAAGGCAAUUGCCGAAGUCAAGCUUGACAAAUUGGCAGCAUGGGGGAGCACAAUGUCCAAGAACCGCGAGAAACGCCAGGAAUUUGUGGACCGGAUGAAAGAUCACUGUUUGGAUUUCCUCACGUCCGUGCUGCCAACCUUGAAGAUUGACACGAUUUCGGGCGUAGAAGACGACAUCGCGUACUCAAUUUCCAACCUGGAUUUAUCGAAUUUCCGUGUCAAGAAGGAACGCGUCAAAGUGCGAAUGGGAACGGUAGUCGACGAAGAAUUGUUCACGGUUAGAGCGACGCAUUUGACAGCGUUACUAAAGGGGUUUGACUGGACUUUUGAGCAGAAAUACUUCCCGUAUCUACACGGGGGCGGAGUAGCGGACGCUGCGCUUAGCGGUGGCGUUAUUUCUCUUGGCUUUAAAGCCGAAAAGAAAGUUGUGAGCCAGAAGACAGGGGAGUUUAAGCCAGUAUUGGUGUUGAACUCGAUGACGAUUGAGAUUCGUCAAGAACUAAAGCUCACUGUGCAAGGCAGUUGGUUUAGUGCAGUCUACAAUAUGCUAACGUCGCUGUUUGCUGAGCUGAUUCGCGAGUAUCUGGCCAAGACGAUGGAAACGAAGCUGCUGAAACAUAUGAUUAAGCUCCUGGGCACGCUGAACAAGCAAAUGGAUGAGUACUGGCCGCUGAUCUUCCAGCUCUUGGACAUCCGAAUGGAAGAUUUGCCCACUGCGAGUCCGUGGCGUGGGGCAAAGGAGGUUGAGAUUCAGCCGCAAGAGAUCGAAUGCACCUUCACAGAGCGCAACUCGAUUCCAUUUACGUUCUCAAAGGGUGUAUUGAACAAGUACGUGGUCGUAUCGCGCAUUCUUGACGUUGACGCGUCGACCUUCAACCAGAAUGAGUCAGCAGACGACCAUCAUGAUUUUCAUUUGAAUGGUGACCUCAAGCGCAUACCCGUGGGCAGCAGUAUCCUGGCGAUCAAUGGUUUGUGCUGCAGUAAAGUGACGCUGGAGGAACUGAGAGGCCUUCUGGAAACCCUUUCUAUUCCGCUCACAAUGCGCUUCUCCUUACUCCCAGAAGAUCCAGCCAAAAACCGACGACAGCAGAUGAGGCCUCAGCCUGAACUUACCACCUUUACGUUUCGUCAGGACGGUCCUUUUGGCUUACGUCUGCGAGCUCGUCCUCUGGCGUCUUGUGGCGUAAUAGUUGUGGGGUUCACUCCGGUAAAAAAUGGUAAGAAGUGUCCAGCGGAACUCAGCGGCAAGAUUCGAGUUGGGCAACUCCUGACGAAGGUUAACAACGAAGAUCUGCGCUUCAAGACGCUAUCAGAAGUGCUGGCCGCUCUUCGCGACCUCAAGAGUCGACCUGUGACGAUGCAGUUUGCCCCGAGUCCCGAUGCUAUCAUAAAGCUGCGCGACUGGCCUCCUAUGAUCGAGAUAGAGGACGCAGCUUCCUUUGCUUGCGACGAAGACGACCCGCCGUCGACUGGCAGGAAAUACGUGGUGCUGUCAGCUUUUGCACGUGUCCCGUCCUACGCGCAGCGGACUCAUCUAGUGGAGAAGGGCGAUGUGCUGCUGCAAGUUAACGACACCGCGCUAACUGGUCCAGCUUACGCCAACUUUGCGAAUAUUAUGGAGACUCUGCGUGAUAUUGCCAGCCUAAAGGAACCGAUGAGGGCGGUGUUUAUGAGUCGGGAGCAUUAUAUUGCCAGAUGCACACAGCUCAGGCAACGACGGCUCUCAGACAGCAAAGGUGACGUCAACUCGGAUGGCGUUGUCGACAUCCUGUCAACAAUUCCAACGAAGGAAGUUUUAUUUCCGAAGGCUCCGCUGGGAAUAUUGUUUGGAAACUGGAAGGACGAAGCGAUAUACAUUCGAGCGUUCAUCUCCAGCCCGGGCCCAGCAGAGAAAACGGGUCUACUUCGUCCAGGGCAAGCGAUACUGCAAGUGUGUGGACAUGCAGUUCCGCGAGAGGCAACGCCUGGUAUCAUCGAGGAGAUGAUCAUGAAAGUGACCAUGGAGACGAAGAUGGACAGUGCGAGCAACUCUGAUGAGGCUACCGUGUCCACGGGUGAGAGCGAGAAGAAGCCAAAGUACACCUUGACAGUGCGAGAUCUUGAAUUUGAACAAGAACUGAUGAAGUAA
Messenger RNA from Phytophthora infestans T30-4, 3534 nucleotides. RefSeq lists its product as uncharacterized. The coding region runs from base 1 to 3534 and encodes 1177 amino acids. The record is from RefSeq and is a predicted model, not a curated record. The transcript has 5 exons. NCBI's taxonomy places the organism in Eukaryota, Oomycota, Peronosporomycetes, Peronosporales, Peronosporaceae. Gene Ontology annotation, molecular function: lipid binding; protein binding.